Messenger RNA from Nothoprocta perdicaria, 702 nucleotides. RefSeq names its product jagunal homolog 1 (gene JAGN1). The record is from RefSeq and is a predicted model, not a curated record. Gene Ontology annotation, cellular component: endoplasmic reticulum membrane. The transcript has 2 exons. Bases 1 to 552 code for a protein of 183 amino acids. Gene Ontology annotation, biological process: granulocyte colony-stimulating factor signaling pathway; vesicle-mediated transport; endoplasmic reticulum organization. Lineage: Eukaryota; Metazoa; Chordata; Aves; Tinamiformes; Tinamidae.
AUGGCGUCCCGCGGCGGCCCCCGCGCCGCCGGCACCGACGGCAGCGACUACCGGCACCGCGAGCGCGUGGCCUCGCACUACCAAAUGAGCGUGGCCCUCAAGUCGGAGAUCAAGAAGCUCAUCUACAUGCACGUGGCCAUCUGGCUGCUGCUGCUGGCCCAGAUGUGCGUGGGCCACCUCAAGCUGCUGCCCCACGACCAGGUGGCCAUGCCCUACCAGUGGGAGUACCCGUACCUGCUGAGCAUCCUGCCCGCGCUGCUCGGCCUCCUCUCCUUCCCCCGCAACAACAUCAGCUACCUGGUGCUCUCCAUGAUCAGCACGGGCCUCUUCUCGGUGGCGCCGCUCAUCUACGGCGCCAUGGAGAUGUUCCCCAUGGCGCAGCAGCUCUACCGGCACGGCAAGGCUUACCGCUUCAUCUUCGGCUUCUCCGCCGUCUCCGUCAUGUACCUCGUGGUGGUGGUGGCCGCGCAGCUGCACAGCUGGCAGCUCUACUACAGCAAGAAGCUGCUGGACUCGUGGUUCACCAGCACGCAGGAGAAGAAGAAGAAGUGAGCGGCGCCGGGUCUCGCCUGGGGAGACCCAUGGGCGCCGGGUCUCACGUGGGGAGACCCAUGGGCGCCGGGUCUCGCGUGGGGACCGUGCGUCUCCUCGCCAGCCUCGACGGGGACGUGGCGGGCACCUCACUGGGGACACGGGGACGGA